Molecule: messenger RNA, 577 nt
Organism: Macrosteles quadrilineatus (aster leafhopper)
Lineage: Eukaryota; Metazoa; Arthropoda; Insecta; Hemiptera; Cicadellidae
Product: RISC-loading complex subunit TARBP2-like
Exons: 4
Source: RefSeq, a predicted model, not a curated record
GAAAGGGAACUCAUCUUUGCGGCGGUUGUGUUUGUCCUUUCGGCCAUUUACUUAUAGUAUUUAUUUAUUUAUUCAAUUAUUUAUAUACUUAUCAAAGCAUGGCUGACACGAUGCAAGUGCCUGUGCAAGUGAUGAAACCCGAGUGCAUUAAACAGGAGGAAAGAAGCAUGGGGCCUGGCAUGUUGGCUGCUCAGCGUAUGAACAAUAUGCAUGGACGCCCACGAGGAAGACUACCGAGAACAAUACAUCGCCCUACACCUGCAGAACUGCCUUUGGAAGAGGCAGCAAAACGGGAGAUGCAGGCACUUCCCUCCAAAACACCAGUGUCUGUACUGCAGGAGCUGCUCAGUCGCAGAGGAACAACUCCAAAGUAUGAGUUGGUUCAGGUGGAGGGAGCCAUUCACGAGCCGACUUUCCGCUACAGGGUCACCGUCGCAGAUGUCGUAGCAAUGGGUAUCGGCCGGUCCAAAAAGGAAGCCAAGCAUGCAGCAGCAAAAAAUGUUUUGGACAAGUUGAUUGGAAACACUGACCCUAACAUGAUGAAUUCUAUGUCCAACUCUAUUAAUGACCAGUUAUU